AUGCAUGGGAUUCGUAAAGAUGGGGAAAUGAAGGAGUGGAAGGUAGUUGGAAAAAAGAAUAUUGUGGAAAAUAAGGGUGUGGGAGGAGAGACUUUGAUGUUAACUACAGGGGAUGUUGUUGGGCCUUGUGGGGAGGGACUUAGUAGGCAGGCAAAGGAAAUUGAAGGGGCUGGAGGUAAUAUAGCAAGGGAGGGUUUGGAGGAGGGAGAGAUGAUGGAGGGACCCGAUAUGGGUGUUUUGGGUUUUGCGAAUGUUGAGGUGAUUAAUGAUGGAUCUGAACAUGGUGUAGUUGGGAAGAGGAGUAGUGUUGAUGAUUGUAAUACUGAUGGGGGGUUACUUGUAAUUGAAGUGCUGGAAAAGUGUGGUUUGGAACAGAGUAUAAAUGUGGUGUCGAGUGGAUUUAGGAGUGAACAGAAGGAGGGUUAUGUAUCAGAAGAGCCGCUGUGCCAUGAUGGUGAGAGGCUUGCCUUGUUGCAAUUCAAGGAAAGCUUUAUCAUCAAUCAAUCUGCAUCUUAUUAUCAGUUUGCGUAUCCAAAGGUUUCCUCGUGGAUGCUUGAAAGCAGUAGUACUGAUUGCUGCAGUUGGGACGGUGUUAAGUGCAAUAAAGACACUGGUCAUAUAUCAGCCUCGAUCUCAGCAGCUACUGUCUUCAAGCUUUCAAGGCUAACAAAUCUCAACCUCUCUGCCUCUGUAUUUUCUGGCCAAAUCCCUACAGAAUUUUUCGAGCUCUCCAAGUUAGUUUCCCUAGAUCUCUCGUAUAAUUCGAUGUUGAAGCUCCAAAAAUUUGGCCUAACAGGAGAAAUACCAUCUUCACUUGGUAACCUCACCAAUCUAAAUGUUUUACAACUUCAAAAAAAUAGGUUACACGGUUCAAUUCCACAGUCACUAUCUAGGCUUGCAAGUCUUAGAAUUUUGUCUGUAAGUAGAAACCAUUUGAGUGGCACAGUGGAGCUUGAGUUGUUUGUGAGACUCAAACACCUCUCUGCUCUCCUGCUAUCUGGAAAUGAUAUUGCAUUGCGUACAAAACUUAGCAGCAACUCAACCAUUCCAAAAUUUAUGGCAUUAUCUCUGGGUUCUUGUAACUUGGAUGAGUUCCCGGAUUUUCUAAGGAACCAAGAUCAGUUGGAGCUAUUGGAUCUUGGUGGAAACAAAAUUCACGGCCAAGUUCCAGAAUGGAUGUUGAAUAUAAGCAAAGAAACUCUCAGGGCUUUAAAUCUAAGACAACUUUCUCACCAGUUUUGA
Carya illinoinensis is the source of this 1242-nucleotide messenger RNA. RefSeq names its product receptor-like protein 50. The transcript has 4 exons. The record is from RefSeq and is a predicted model, not a curated record. The coding region runs from base 1 to 1242 and encodes 413 amino acids. Gene Ontology annotation, molecular function: protein binding. NCBI's taxonomy places the organism in Eukaryota, Viridiplantae, Streptophyta, Magnoliopsida, Fagales, Juglandaceae.